Molecule: messenger RNA, 2222 nt
Organism: Gadus macrocephalus (Pacific cod)
Lineage: Eukaryota; Metazoa; Chordata; Actinopteri; Gadiformes; Gadidae
Product: programmed cell death protein 10-like
Exons: 8
Coding region: 481-1113 (210 amino acids)
Biological process (GO): positive regulation of MAP kinase activity; regulation of Golgi organization
Cellular component (GO): FAR/SIP/STRIPAK complex; Golgi apparatus
Molecular function (GO): protein kinase binding
Source: RefSeq, a predicted model, not a curated record
CCACUGUGCCGUGUUUUGCUCUGGGCUACAGUUUUGUCAUGCAUAAAACUUCCGUGAAUGAGAUACAACAACAGAGAAGCGUUACAUCGACUAACUAAACUAAUAAUCUGAUAAAUCCGUUUCCAACGGUUGGCUAUUUGGCCUCGACCACCCUAUGCGUCCCCAGCAGAGCUAAUCUGUGACCUACCUUGUACUUUGGCUACGGAAUGAGAGGAUCACCUGCCGAACCUGCUAACCGGCUAAGCUAGCUCCUACUAGUGGUUGUUGUGCUUGUUUUGUGACAUUAUUUCAUACUGUUCCUACCACGUCGUCCUGGUUCGAGGUGUUCUGCCUUCGGCAGGGUCCGAGGGGCCGCUUGUAGGGCAUCUCUACCAAUCUGAGGGGGAAUACAUGUGUUAAAGACACACACACACACACACACACACACACACACACACACACACACACACACACACACACGCAGCCAUUGAUCAAUCAAGGAUGACCAUGGAAGACAUCAAGAAUGAAGUGCAAACAACCUCAAUGGUUCCGAUGGCGCUGUACACCGUGAUGUAUCCUGUUUUUAACCAGUUGGAGAAAGUCAAUUUAUCGGCCGCCCAGACGUUGAGAGCAGCCUUUAUCAAAGCCGAGAAGGAGAAUCCCGGACUCACCCAGGACAUCGUCCUAAAGAUUCUAGAGAAGAAGAACCUAGAAAUCAACUACGCAGAGUCUCUCCUUCGCAUGGCUACAGAAGACGUAGAAGAGUUCCUGAUUGACAGGCGGGAGCCAGAGUUCCAGGAGCUGAACGAGCGGGCCAGAGCUCUGAAGCACAUCCUGAGCACCAUUCCGGAUGAGAUCAACGACAGAGUGCGCUUCCUGCAGACCAUCAAAGACAUCGCCAGUGCCAUCAAGGAGUUAUUAGAUACAGUUAACACGGUCUUCAGGAAAUACCAGUAUCAAAACAGACGGGCUCUGGAACAGCAAAAGAAAGAGUUUGUCAAGUACUCCAAGAGCUUUAGCGACACGCUCAAAACCUACUUCAAAGAUGCAAAGGCUAUAAACGUGUUUGUCAGCGCCAACCGACUCACCCACCAAACCAACAUGAUACUGCAGACCUUCAAGACGGUGGUGUAGGAGCUCAAAUACGCACGCACGCACACAUACACACACAGACAGACACAUUGACACACAGAAACAUGGACACGCACACGCACACGCACACGCACACGCACACACACACACACACACACACACAUUGAGUUUUUUUUAUGAUUAGAAACUAGAAGAAGCUUUUAGAAAUUGUAAGGGUAUUUUAUUUUCUGGGGUGUAUAAUUUAUAAUUCUUUAGCUUUGAGAAAUCAGGUAGUAAAGGUUCAAAGUGAGUUAGUUUGAAAAUAAUUGCCAGGGCAUUUUAACUUUCUUUAGGCUGUCCUUUUAAAAAAUAAAUCUAUUUUCGUAUGUCCAUGCUGCACCUUUCCUGCACAAGCUGCUCCAGUCUGUUAGGAGUUCCUUUUUUUUGCAAUCAUAACCAGUUUGGGGAUAUGCAGUUGAUAGUUUACCUCCGGAAAGCUUAGAGAAGGAAGGGACAGAUGGUCAACGGUAAUGUAAUAAUUUUAAUUUAAUAAUUUAACUUACUCGAAAACCGCCUUUUCUGGUCAAAUUCAGAUGAUUAUAUAUUUCUGGGAUUGUACUUUUAUUUGAAAUUCUAAUAUAUUUUCUACCAAACAGAAAAAAUAAAAGUUCAUAAGAUUAACAAUUAUGAAAAAUAAGACAAAGAAAUAGAGCAUUUUUUAAAUGAGAAGAUUGUGAUGAGAACUGCAUUAUGUCUGGCACAAGCUUGCUGUCCAUUUCUCACACCAGGUUAAAUACAUUAAUAUACAAUUGACUGAAUUAAAUUAAAAUGAUUAUGAUUUAAUGAUGAUUCCCAACAAUAUUGCAAUGGCUAAUCUACUGUAAUACUUUUUGUGGCCCAAUAUUUCUAUUUUUAUACAGCCAGCCAUUUAAAUAUAAAUACAGCAGGUUUGUCUUGGUGUGUAGUCAUUUUAUUGGGAGCUGCUUUCUUUUAGCCAGUGAGAACUUUCAAAGUUCAACAGAAUUGUACUUUACAACAAAAUUGAAUGUACAUACUUUUUCUUCAUUCCUGUAACUCAAGAAACUGUUUUAAUCGACUACCUAUUUUAGCCCUGUAAAAAUGGGCACAGGCACAUUCCUUUAACCAAAUGUAAAUAAAUCAUUGGGAUCUGA